UGAAGGUCCAUCCAUCAUGGCGCUCGUCGCCGUGGCCGGGAGCAGCCGAUCCACCAACACGGCCCUCGAAGAGAAGGUCGCCGGAGUCGCAGCGCUCAUCGACAAGUGGCGUCCUGACGACGGCCAGUGCUCUCUUUUCCUUGACGGCAGCCGUCGUGAGGCUGGUCGGUUUCUGUGCGCCGCCGUUGAGUUGCACGGCGCCAUGCUCCUCGUCGCGUCGGACGUCGACCAAGAACGUGGCGAUGAGUGCCUUGUUCGCGCGCAGGGGGUUCUCGAGGCCGCCAUGCGGAGGCUUCAGCUCGAGCUGGAGCUUCUCCUGUCGACCGUGAGGUCUAACGCCGUCGACGGCGCCAUCUCCGGCCACGACGUUGUGGGCGACGCUGGUGUUGUAGGGCAUAUAACGAUGGUCGCCGACGCCAUGAUGGCCGCCGGGUAUGGCAUGGAGUGUGUCUCCACCUUCAACUCGCACCGCCGUGCGGAGUUUGCUGCCGCGGUGCGCCGCCUGCUCGGCUUCGCGCCGUCGCAGCACGCGCAUUUCCAUAAGCUCACAUGGGAAGACGUGGACGGCAAGGUGCAGUCAUGGCACACCGCCGCGGGAUUCGCGUUCAACUUCGCCUUCUCCCGGGAGAGGGUGCUCUGUCACCGCGUGUUCGCCGCGGACGCGGCCUUGGCUGACAAGGUGUUCGCGGGGAUUGCCAGCGACCACGCUGCGGACCUCCUCGCCGUCGCCGAGGCCGCCGUGAUGCGCGCCCGCCGCGCCCCGGAGCGGCUGUUCCACGUGCUCGACGUCCAUGCCACCCUCGCCGAGAUACUUCCGGCGAUCGCGUGCAUCCUGGGUGACAAAUCGGAGGCCGCCGCCCGCGCCACCGCCGCUCUUAGGAACGCCGGCAAUGCGGCGCGUGGUAUUCUGAUGAGCUUGGAGCAGGCAAUCCAGAAGACGACGUCGUCCAAGGCGGCGGUGACAGGCAGCGCCGUGCACCCGCUCACCCGCUACGUAAUGAAUUAUCUCGUCCUCCUCGCCGACUACGAGGAUACCCUUGCUCGCAUUUACCAACAAGGCGAAAGCACGCUAACGUCCGGCUCCGGCAGCGCCUCGCGGGUCUCCCCGUCGUCGUCGGCGGACUCAAUUGGCCGUCUCGUCUCCGUCUUGCAGCGGAAGCUGGAAGCCAUGGCAGUGGGGUACCGGCCUUCGGCGUUGAGGUCCCUGUUCAUGGCGAAUAACACGCACUACGUGAGCAAGAAAGUGCGCGGCAGCAGCAAGCUGGAGGGCAUCGUCGGCGAGGACUGGAUAGAGGAGCAGAUGGCUGAGACAAGGCGCCACGUCGAUGCAUUCGUGCACUCGGCGUGGCGAGACGUGCUGGUGGCUGGCGGCGAGGGCGCAGACGCGGCGGUUAAGGAAGCGGUGGCGACGCAGCGGAGUUGGGUGGUAGCAGACGACGAGAUGGGCGACGCGGUGAGGGCGGCGGCGGCCGCGGUGGUGGUGCCGGCGUACCGGGCACUCUAUCGACGGCACGGCACGGCGGCGUGGAUGACACCGGGGGACGUGAAUGCGAUGAUCAGCAGGCAAUUCGGUGGGUUGCGGAAUGAAGCGGCAGGUGCCAGGCCAGUCUCAGCCGGCAGUGCAACGUCGCGACGCCAUCGUUUGCGACUCACCUCUUUCUCGGACAAAUUGGCCCAUGUACAGUAGCACAGUCCAAGUAGGAAGCCCAAGCCCAUUAAUUAUACGGCACAAUUAUUUUGCUAAUAUCCCUACCAUUUUUUUAGUUCACUAGAAUCUAUCCAUUCACUACUCUCUUUUUUUUUUGUAUAAACACAUUUUGAUCAAAGAUAUAAAGUGUUUGUUUGGUCUAUUUGAGUAUAAAGAAAAGGAUUGUCUAUGUGAC
This is a messenger RNA of Oryza sativa Japonica Group (Japanese rice), 1883 nucleotides long. Its product is annotated as exocyst complex component EXO70C2. Gene Ontology annotation, biological process: exocytosis. Gene Ontology annotation, cellular component: exocyst. The record is from RefSeq and is a predicted model, not a curated record. Gene Ontology annotation, molecular function: phosphatidylinositol-4,5-bisphosphate binding. Lineage: Eukaryota; Viridiplantae; Streptophyta; Magnoliopsida; Poales; Poaceae.